AUCGUGUGGCUCCGGGCGGGCGACAUGCGGCUGACCGACAACCCCGCCCUGCACGCGGCGGCGGAAAGCGGCAACCCGGUGAUCCCUGUCUUCAUCCAGCCGCCCCGGUGCGAGGAGGGCGGCUGGCCGCUGGCCGGUGCCGCCGCCUACUGGCUGCACCACUCCCUCGUCGCGCUGCAGCACUCGCUCUCCCGCCUCGGCUCCGCCGUCGUUGUCCGCCGCGCCGCCGACUGCGGCGGCUCCUCCGCCGCCGCGCUCGCCGCCCUCGCGGCAGAGAGCGGGUCGCGGCGCGUGUACUACAACGCCUCCUUCGAGCCGUGGCUGGUCCGCCGCGACGAGGCGCUCGAGCAGGAGCUGGCGAGCCAGGGCGUGCGCGCCAAGCGGUGCGCCGGCAACGUGCUCUACCACCCCGAGGACGCGCGGCCGGACGAGCGCACCGCGGCGCACGGCUUCGGCUCGGUCGGCUUCUUCCUCGCCGCGGUGGCGACCCUGCCGCCGCCGCCGCCGCCCCUGCCGCCGCCCCGUCGCCUCAAGCCGCCCGCGGCCUGGCCGCACAGCCUCCCGCUCUCGGAGCUGGGCUACGGGCGGCUGCCGGUGCGACCGGACGGGACGGUCGAGGACUGGGCGGCGGGCAUCCGCAGGUCGUGGGCGGUCGGCGAGAUCGGCGCGCAGCGGGCGCUCGAGGCGUUUGUGAGCGGCGGCAUCCAGCGCUUCGAGGGCCGCGAGCGGUUCCGCGCCGACCAGGCAAACACAGCCGCAAUCUCGCCGCAUCUGCGCUUCGGAGAGCUCUCCGCUCGGGCGGUGCUGCACUCGGUGCGCGAGCGAGCGAGCGCGCCCACCUUUCUCCGCCGGCUCGCCUGGCGCGACCUGGCGUACUGGGCGCUCUGGCGCUUCCCCCACCUGCCCAGCCGCCCCUUCCGGCCGUGGUUCGAGGCGCAGGCGUGGAGCUCCGACCAGCCGGCGCUCGAGGCGUGGCAGGCGGGCGCCACGGGCUUCCCGCUGGUGGACGCCGCGAUGGCGCAGCUGUGGGCGACGGGCUGGAUGCCAAACUACAUGCGCCACGUCGUCGCCGGCUUCCUGGUCGAGUUCCUCAACCUCGACUGGAGGCGCUUCAGCUUGCCUGUACCCAGGCACGGCCUCCGCUGGUUCGACUACACGCUCGUCGACGCAGACACGGCCAUCAACGCCUACAUGUGGCAGAACGGGGGCCACUCGGGCAUGGACCAGUGGAACUUUGUCAUGCACCCCGUCUUUGCGGCAAAGUCGUGCGACCCGGAGGGCGACUACGUGCGCCGGUGGCUGCCGCAGCUGGCCGCGCUGCCGGUCGAGUACAUCCACUGCCCGUGGGAGGCGCCGUUCGCCCUGCGCGCGGCUGCCGGCGUCGUGCUCGGCGGCAACUACCCGAAGCGGAUUCUCGACGACCUGGAGGCGGCGCGGCGCGCCUCGCACGCGGCGGUGAUGGCGGUGCGG
Molecule: messenger RNA, 1470 nt
Organism: Emiliania huxleyi CCMP1516
Lineage: Eukaryota; Haptophyta; Isochrysidales; Noelaerhabdaceae
Gene: CRY2
Product: Deoxyribodipyrimidine photolyase/cryptochrome
Exons: 2
Biological process (GO): entrainment of circadian clock by photoperiod; circadian regulation of gene expression
Cellular component (GO): cytoplasm; nucleus
Molecular function (GO): DNA binding; FAD binding
Source: RefSeq, a predicted model, not a curated record